Messenger RNA from Nothobranchius furzeri (turquoise killifish), 2370 nucleotides. RefSeq names its product DEAH (Asp-Glu-Ala-His) box polypeptide 40 (gene dhx40). Gene Ontology annotation, molecular function: ATP binding; RNA binding; helicase activity. The record is from RefSeq and is a predicted model, not a curated record. Gene Ontology annotation, cellular component: intracellular anatomical structure. Lineage: Eukaryota; Metazoa; Chordata; Actinopteri; Cyprinodontiformes; Nothobranchiidae.
AACAACCGUGUGCUGUUGUCAGUUUUUAACUUGUUUGGUUCUGUUACUAACUCUGUUAUGUCCGAAACGAGUCGAAAACCCAAGUACAGCGAUUCUAAACAUCUGCCGAUCUACCGGUAUAAAGCCAAACUGAUUCAGGCUGUUGAAGAAAGCACUUUCCUCGUGGUCACCGGGGAGACCGGAAGUGGGAAAACAACGCAACUUCCACAGUACCUGUAUGAAGCAGGUUUUUCUAGAAAUGGUAAAAUAGGAGUCACCCAGCCCCGCCGGGUGGCUGCCAUCACGGUGGCCCAGAGGGUAGCCCAGGAGAUGGACUGCACUCUGGGAAAGGAGGUUGGAUAUCAAGUGCGCUUUGAUGACUGCACGUGCCAGGACACGGUGGUGAAGUACAUGACUGAUGGCUGUCUGCUCCGAGAAGUCCUGGCAGAUCCUGGACUCUCUCAGUACAGCGUUAUAAUACUGGACGAGGUUCAUGAACGCAGCCUCAACACAGACAUUCUUCUUGGCUUGUUGAAGAACAAUUUCUCCAACCCUUCAAAGGCCACCAAGGGCCGAUCCUUCCCCCUCAAAGUGGUGGUGAUGUCUGCCACCUUAGAAACGGACAAACUUUCAGCUUUCCUCAGCUGCUGUCCCGUCUUUGCCAUCCCUGGGAGGGUGUUUCCUGUAGAGUGCACAUUUGGAUCAGCUGUCAAACCCAAAGAUGUAGAAAGCACUGCUUAUGUCAAAGAGGUGGUUAAAGUGGCUCUGGAUGUGCACACCAGUGAGCUGGCUGGGGAUAUUCUUGUAUUUUUGACAGGCCAGUCAGAGAUCGAGCGUGCCUGUGACCUGUUGUUUGAGAAAGCGGAGAGUAUCGACUAUCGCUAUGAUGUGCUCGACCAAACGGUGGAGGGCCUUCUCAUUUUACCCCUUUAUGGAUCUAUGCCCACUGAUCAACAGAGACGGAUUUUUCAGCCUCCCCCUCCAGGCAUAAGAAAGUGUGUCGUAGCCACAAACAUUGCAGCAACAUCUUUAACCAUCAAUGGGAUAAAGUAUAUCGUCGACAGUGGUUUUGUGAAGCAGCUCAACCAUAACUCACGGGUGGGCAUGGACGUGCUGGAGGUUGUACCAAUCUCAAAGAGUGAAGCUGAGCAGAGGGCGGGCCGAGCAGGAAGAACCUCCUCUGGCAAGUGUUUCCGAAUUUAUACCAAGGAAUUCUGGGAAAAGUGCAUGCCUGAGUAUACAGUACCAGAGAUCCAGAGGACGAGUCUGACUGCAGUGAUCCUCACUCUCAAGUGUCUCGGCAUUCACGAUGUUAUCAGGUUUCCUUAUCUGGACCGUCCAGAGGAGAGGUUUAUUCUAGAGGCGCUGAAACAGCUCUACCAGUUUGAUGCCAUAGACAGGAGAGGCAGAGUGACUAAACUCGGGGAGCUGAUGGUGGAGUUCCCUUUACACCCGGGUCUCACCAGGGCUUUGCUCAAAGCUGCUUCGGUUGGGUGUGAGGAGCUGCUGCUUCCUGUGGCGGCCAUGCUGUCUGUGGAGAACAUCUUCAUUAGGCCGGGUGAUCCUGACAACCAGAAGGAGGCAGAUAAGAAGCACAGAGCUCUGGCAGCAAAGACCGGUGGGAUGAAUGACUUUGCAACACUCCUCAGUGUGUUUCAGUCCUGCAAAUCCAGUGACCGACCAUCCGCAUGGUGUAAGGAUAACUGGAUCCACUGGAGGGCGCUAAAGUCUGCUUUCAGUGUGGAGACUCAGCUUAGAGAGAUCCUCCUCCGCCUCCAGCAGAGGAAAGAUUUCCCUGUUGAAACAUUUGACGGCAAUAAAAGCGAGCUCUUCAGACGAUGCCUGUGUGCCGGAUACUUCACCAAUGUUGCCAGAAGUUCUGUCGGAAAGGUGUUUUGCACAAUGGAUGGUCAUGGAUCUAUGGUUCACAUUCAUCCAUCAUCAUCUCUGUUUGAGCAGGAAGUAGAUCUGAACUGGGUCAUCUUCCACGAUGUGCUGGUGACCUCGCGGAUCUACAUCAGGACAGUGUGUCCAAUUCGAUAUGAGUGGGUAAAGGAUUUAUUACCAAAACUCCAUGAAGUGGAUGUUUACGAGCUGAGUAGUGUGGCAAGAGAAGAAGUCACUGAUGAGGAGAUGAUGAAAUGGGAGACCAGAGAGGCUGCCAAAAGACAACAAGAAGUGUCUACUGUCGACGUUGUGAAGAAACUGGAGAGGCGAAACGAUGAGACCUCUGUGAGCGAUGCUCGAGCUCGCUACCUGCAGCGAAAGCAACAGAGACAACAAAACAAAGCACUUUGAUUGAAACAACUCUGAUUUUGUGUAUAUGAUUGGUAGACAUAAACAUGUCUUUGUUUUUUUUAUUCUUUGAAUAAACGCCUACAUUUAACAUUG